This is a messenger RNA of Danio aesculapii, 3295 nucleotides long. RefSeq lists its product as uncharacterized. The transcript is spliced from 3 exons. Gene Ontology annotation, biological process: DNA integration. The record is from RefSeq and is a predicted model, not a curated record. Gene Ontology annotation, molecular function: nucleic acid binding. Bases 75 to 2441 code for a protein of 788 amino acids. NCBI's taxonomy places the organism in Eukaryota, Metazoa, Chordata, Actinopteri, Cypriniformes, Danionidae.
AUAGGGCAGGCAAGUUGAAUGUUGAUGCUGAUAGUCUUUCAAGGCGACCUCAGGAUCCAUCACCAGAAAGUCAUAUGAACCAAAAGGAACGAGAGAGGAUCCAGCAGUUCAUACAACAUCAACUGGCAAAUGCAGAAGAUUCUGUCUAUGUCACAAGUGAAGUCAUCCAAGCUAUCUGUGAGAAGCACUUUGUUAGGUUUUCAGCUGACGCUGAGCCAGGCAUUGCUCUUUUAAACUCCCUGUCACUGUGUUCAUGUUCCAUACCAGACUGUUAUGAACAAGAAAGUAGCUCAGAUGGGUCAGUCGAUCUAUUGCACCUUUCAAAAGAUCUUGGUGACAAACAAAGGGCCGAUCCAGUUCUUCGAGAGGUGAUAUCACACUUGGAGUCAGGAGAAAAACCAUCACCUGCAGUAAGGAAGGAACUUCUUUGUCUUCCGUACUACUUGAAGGAGUGGAACCGCCUUGAGUUAAAGGACGGAGUUCUCUACAGGAAACGGAGAGAUAAGGAUUCCAUUACUUACCAGCUAAUACUUCCAGAAGCACUAAGAUCCUCUGUGUUGAGUAGUUUGCAUGAUAGUAUGGGUCACAUGGGGAUUGAAAGGACGUUGGAUCUGGUUAGAACACGAUUCUUUUGGCCAAAAAUGGCUGCCGAUGUAGAACAGAAAAUCAAGACAUGUGGUCGUUGUGUGCGAAGGAAGUCUCACCCUCAAAAGGCAGCGGCCUUGGUCAACAUCCAGGCCACCCGACCACUACAACUAGUCUGUAUGGACUAUCUUUCGAUAGAACCUGACCGCAGCAACACAAAGGACAUCUUGGUGAUCACAGAUUUUUUCACUAAGUAUGCUGUGGCUAUCCCUACACCAAAUCAAAAGGCAAGAACCGUAGCAAAGUGUCUCUGGGAAAACUUUAUUGUGCACUAUGGGUUCCCAGAACGCUUACAUAGUGACCAGGGCCCAGACUUUGAGUCACGCACAAUCAAAGAGCUUUGUGACAUAUCUGGCAUCAAGAAAAUUCGAACAACACCUUACCAUCCAAGGGGAAAUCCUGUCGAACGCUUCAACAGAACCCUGCUGGACAUGCUUGGCACAUUAGAAGAGAAAGAUAAAGUUCAUUGGAAGGAUUUUGUUAAGCCGUUGGUUCACGCAUAUAAUUGCACGAAGCAUGAAGUGACAGGAUUCACCCCUUAUGAGUUGAUGUUCGGGCGCCAACCUAGGUUGCCUGUAGACCUUGCUUUUGGUUUACCAUAUCAUGAUCACCCAAAAACAUCCCAUUCUGAAUAUGUAAAACAUCUAAAGUCACAUCUGGAAGAGAGCUAUUUGCUUGCAUCUAAUAAAGCAUUAAAGAAUGCUGAGAGGAAUAAAAUCAGAUUUGACAAACUUGUGACAAACUCAUCCUUGGAAGUCAAUGACCGUGUGUUGGUGAGGAACGUUCGGUUACGAGGUAAACACAAGUUAGCAGACAAGUGGGAGUCCGAGGUGUAUGUAGUAGUGAAACGAGCAGGUGACUUGCCCGUGUAUACUGUUCGUCCUGAAACAAAGGAUAGCCCUCUCCGUACACUUCAUAGGGACCUUCUGCUUCCUUGUGGAUUUUUACCAGUUUCAGAAAUUUCAAGCCACCCAUUAACCAAACCUCCCUCUAAACCUAGGACACGGAGAAACCCUGGCAAAGAACCAUCUGAUGAUGACAACAUCUCUGAUCCAGAGGAUGAAUAUCCUAAUGGUCAUCAUGAUACUCUCCCAGAAAUGGAAACUGUACGGUUUUCUACAGUCCAUAACAUACACAAAUCAAAGGGAACUUCAAAUGUUUCUUUGACUACAGAUUCAGUUAAUCUAAAGCCUUCAGAAGGUAACAAUACACCAUACUUACCUGUUGAUACUCCAAAAGAUUACUCACAUGUUGACACUCCAGCUGACAAUUCCUUUGCCAAUGUUCCCGAUACAUACUCACCUGAUAAUGCUCCAGAGGAAUACUUACCUGCUGAUAUUUCAGUUGACGAUUCACCUGUUAAUGAUCCACAUGACACUGUGAAAGGUCACACACCUGAAGAGGAAACAGAAACUUACAUACCUGUUGAAGGUGGAGAUAAAGAGGAAGUGGAGGAAAGUACUGUAAUAUCAGAUGUUUCUGUGGAGGAGAAGGAACAGCCCAAAGCUGAGAGAGGACAUAAUCCAAAUGUACCACUCAGACGCUCAAGUAGACAAAGAGAGGAACCUAACAGACUUAACUAUCUUCAACUCGGGAAUCCCCUUUCUUAUGUUGUCCAGUCUCUCUUUCAGGGGUUAAGCUCUGCCAUUGUUAGCUCCCUAAAUGGUGUUGAAAGUCCCGGUGCCCUUUCCAACUUACCUGAUGCCUCAUUGAAUGUAGUGACUAAUCAGCCACUCAGAGCAUGCAAAGGGACUUGCAUGAUUUCAGGGGGGGAAAGUGUAACCCUGGUGAAAUAGUUGAAUAAUUAUUUAUAAUAUUAUUCAGAGCAGUAUAAUCAUAUUAUUAUUAUAUCUACAAGUCUUUAUUAAUAUAAUAAGCAAAAUAAAAUUCAUGUAUACAAAUGUAGUUUAAGGUAAAGUAACAGCCAAUUGUAGGAGCGGGUUGUUAGCUCCGCCCCUUCCAGCUUGCCGGCAGAGAGAGACACGGAGCAGAGACGAGACCGGUUAUCUGAGCAAUAGAGAGGAGUAAACUUGAACAAAAAGGAUAGAAUACGUGCACUGACGCCAUUUUGAAAUCGCGUGUGUGUGAAAAGGCCAUAGAGAGAUAAAGGCAUUGUGAAUUUGACAGGCCAGGUUUUUUUCUGAGGAGAUUUUCCCGGUUUCCCUGGAUUCUUUGUAUUGAGGGCGAGCCUCCCACGUCGACCUGGAAAGUCGUGAAGUACCCAAAUUUUCAGUUUAUCCUCCUUUCACCGGAUAAAGUAAGAAUAUACCAAAAAGUUAUUUCCUUUAAUGGACUGGGAUUCCGAACACAGCUGUAAGGACUGAUUUUCUUGACAGAAAAAAACAGAACUUGAACUUAAUUGAACUGAGUUCACUGAUUUCAGUGUGAACAACCAUACUGAUUUAUUUGUGUUAUUUUUAUGGUUUCUUUUGGUUUUACUUGAACUUAUUUAUUGUGAUUUUGUUUUUUGAUUUAUGACAAUUGUAAAGUGGGUGCACCCUGGGGACCAUGUGUAAAUAGUUUUGUAUUUCUAAGGUAAUUAUUGUUUUCUGAGAAAAAUAUAAGGAAAGAGAAAAAACAUACAAUCCAAAGUAAAAGUAUUUUUAUAUUUAAAACAUACCUUUUGUGUCUGGUUAUUGCUCAGUUACAC